Messenger RNA from Kickxella alabastrina, 3218 nucleotides. RefSeq lists its product as uncharacterized. The record is from RefSeq and is a predicted model, not a curated record. Gene Ontology annotation, molecular function: protein binding. The transcript has a single exon. Lineage: Eukaryota; Fungi; Kickxellomycota; Kickxellomycetes; Kickxellales; Kickxellaceae. Bases 271 to 3084 code for a protein of 937 amino acids. Gene Ontology annotation, cellular component: cell cortex of cell tip.
AAGUGCUUUGCGCUUCAAUUUUUUCGUUUGUCGUUUCUCUUCUCUUUUUGUCUCGUUUUACGACUAAUAAUCUUUGCCACCCUACCACUUAAUACCGUCUAUAUUCCCUCCACGCCAAUAUUAUUUUUACUCGCCAUUCACGAAACUAUUACUCAUUUACUUCAUUCGUCAACAGCCCCAGAGCAGACCGCAGCCACUAUUGAAAAGCCUCACUGCUUUUAGCCCAAACAUCGCCAUACACAUACGCGUAUCGACAGAACAGAGCGGGAUAUGACACGUACGUUGGCUCGCAGGAAUACCGCAGGCAAAAUAGACGCGCCAGCGAUGUUUGUCGCUUGCUGUCAAGGCGACAACCCAUGCGUGAGAACGCGCACAGAAUCAAAACCACACUGCGAGCAGCGGCUUUUUAACAGCAAAUACAGCGCUCGCCGCAUAUUGAACUCUCUGCUUAUAACCGCGUCUAUAGCCCUUGCGGCCGCACCACUUUACGGGUGCCAUGCGGCGUCCUAUGAUUCGCAGAAACUAAGCCAUUCGGACGGCCCGACCGGUCGUCUGGCCAGGGCAGCGCGAGCUGAUGGCUUGUCUCGCCUGGUUCCAAGGGCCACGCAGUAUUCCCAGGGCGUUUCUAUGCGCUGGUCCCAUGCCUCGGCCAUUGCGGACCAAACCAUGUAUAUUUUAGGCGGUAAAAAAGGAUACGGGAACGCUGAGAGCGACUACGCGACACCGUGCAUAUCUUUGAAGCUCAGCGGAAAGUUUUCGACAAGCAAUCCGCCUUGGGAGUGGGUUUGUGAUAACAACGGGCCGCUCGUGGCCGGUCACUCAGUGAUUAUAAACGACAAUAUUAACAUGGCCAUUGUAUUUGGCGGAACUGUCCCUGAUGAGGUCGAGAGAAUUGGGCCGAUGCACCUAUUCAGUGCUGAGAUCGGGUUUUGGAGCACCCCUAAUAGCCUAGACUUUCCGCAGCCGCUGGUUGGGCACUCAGCAGUCAUUCAACGCUCAACAGGAGAUAUGCUAGUGUACGGUGGAUCUUUCGAUACAGAUCCGUACGUUCUGUCAAAUGCCACGCUGGGGAUGGUCACAGACACUCAGAAGCACAACUAUGCGAGCAUUCAGCCGAGCGUUGGAUUCAGUAGCAUGAAACCUUUGUCGGGAGUGUCAGACACUAGCACUGGUACCACCACCACUGAGGCUGCGAGCAAAACAAGAGCCAGCACAAUAAAGGAUGGAUCAGCGUCGUCUUUCCAAAGCAGCACUAAAAAGGGCAUUCCUGCACCAACAAAUAUCAGCACCACCAAAGCAACAGGUAUCACACAGUUGGCAUCAGACGAUGUCGACGCCCGCGGGCUGGAACUACGGGGUAUUGAUGACGACAUCGACAUUUUCACCUUGGAUGACAAUGUCAGUUCCGGACCACUUCUCAUGUCCUGGACCAAUGACAUGCUGCCGGCUAGCGUGUCAGGAAGAAUUGGCCACACGGCCAGCAUGGUGAAUGAUACCAACAUGGUGAUACUCGGCGGCAGCGAUGGGAGCAGAUUGGUUGGCAUGGGCACUGUCUACGUAUACAAUAGCUCGCACCGCAUGUGGUAUCAACGGACAGCCACUGGCAAUGUACCAGCCAGCCGGCGCAACCAUGUCGCCACGGUGGUUAACGGAACGCACAUUGUGGUUCAUGGCGGGGCGACAAUUGAUUUUGGUAAGGCAUUGGGCGAUGUGGCUGUCUUGGACACCGAUACCUGGGUUUGGUCGGUGCCCAACGUAUCCGGCGCUCCCACCGCUCGGUUUGGACACACCGCCUCCCAGGCCGGCCCAUAUAUGAUAAUGACGUUUGGCCGCAUGGUGUCCAACCAAACAGAAGUGGCUUCAGGGGACUAUGGACUAUACUUGCUGGACACCAGUGUUUGGAAGUUUGUCGCGCAGUUUGACCCCUCGCGAUCGGCGCUGACAGUGAACUACAAAAGCGCAAAGCUCUCUGGCGGUACUGUCUUUGGGUUGACCAUCGCUUCGACGACCGGAUUUUUGGUGAUUCUAAUUCUGCUAUACAUUUUGUGCAUGCACCACUAUAACAAGCACCCGCAGCUGUCGGACUCGGGUGAGAAUGGCAACAUGUUGCCUGCGAACGAGCUGCGCGAGCUGGGCAGACGGCUGACAGCAAGGAUCGGAACUCAGCGCCAGCGCGCGGUGGCCCGCGACAAGUCGCUGCUUAGUAAACGCAAUAUGGAGGAUUCUGAGAAACUGAUCAGUUCAGGAAACCAUAAAAUACUGCAGCAAAUGCACCUGUCGACACCGACCAGCCCAGCCUUCAGCCAUACCAAGCACAUACGGCUGAAAAGUGUUCCAGGUAUCGAUGACGACGCCAGCCGGCACAUCAUGUUUGAUGUCAGCAGAAGCUCCAGCAUCGACAAGAGCCUCUUGCUGGGCAGCCCGAAUGCAUGCGAGAAACACACGGACCCGCAAAUGAGAAACUCAAAGCUUAUUCGGAGAACACAUCUGGAUAAUGUGCAGCUUCCAACAGGUCUGCGGAACCGUGAUGAUCUGGAUGGCGCCGAUUGCGUCGAGGAAAGGGUGUCCGUGAUGAGCAAGGAUAAUGGAGGCGGCUGGUCGCGGCCCUCCACGGCGAACAGCCGAGCCAGUCGCAAGUCUAAGCACAUUUCUGCCAUGCUCCCGCGCGUUGUUGGGAGCCGUUUGACACUGCCAAUGGAGACCGCCAACGCGUUGGCUCGCUACCGUUUUGAAGAGCUGGAAGACGUCCCCGAGAGCCCCAGCCUGCCGCAGCUCCCUGCUCAAUUCAUGAUGGAUUCUCUUGGCAACAAUGCUACCAAUACUGACGGCAAUGGCAAUGGCAACGAAGCAACCAAAAAACUGACCCCUCCAGCCAUGCCUGCCGCAUACGACGACGCUGCUCGGAACGGAAAACACGGUGCAAAUGGCAGCGAUUCGACUAGCUCAAGUGCUGGCUCAAUGCCGGAUGCUCGGGGCUCUGAUGCUCAGAAGCAGCACAUGUCGUCAACCUUGGUGCGAGGCUCCAUUGAUAUCAAUAUGUUUUCGCAGAAAAACAAAUUCUUUGUGGCCAAUCCAGACGACUGACGGGUGAUUUUUUGGUAUUUCGAAUAUGUUCUGUAUUUCACAUCGAAUUUAUACAUACAUAUAUAAUUUUAAUACCCGAGUACUCUGUAUUUUGUACGAGAAUUUUUCUUUAAUACUUGUUAUAGAAAAUUUUA